UGGCUCAGACACAUACAUCACUGGGAGGAGGCCGGGGCUCUGUCUGCACCCUCCUCCUGCACUCACUCGUCUCUGAUCAGCUUUACUGCCCGAAUAACGGAACCCGAGCUGUCGCCAUGGGGGUGGAAGGAUGCACCAAAUGCAUUAAAUACAUGCUGUUUAUCUUCAAUUUCAUCUUCUGGCUGGCAGGCGGGGUGAUCCUCGGAGUAGCACUUUGGCUUCGACAUGAGCCCAAGACUUCUAACCUCCUGAUCCAACAAAUCGGGGACAAACAAGUUCCAGGAACAUUUUACAUUGGUAUCUAUAUAAUCAUCGCAGUCGGCGCUGUCAUGAUGUUUGUAGGUUUCCUAGGAUGUUAUGGCGCCAUUCAGGAAUCACAGUGUCUGCUGGGAACGUUCUUCGCUUGCUUAGUAAUCCUAUUCGCAUGUGAGGUAGCCGCUGGGAUCUGGGGAUUUGUAAACCGCGAGCAGGUGUCGAAGGAGAUAAAACAGUUCUAUGAUGAAGCUUAUGAGCAAGCAAAGAAUGGCAAGAAAGAAGAGAAAGACCAGGCUAGACCCGUGGUUAAAGUCUUCCAUGAGACACUGCAGUGCUGUACAGAUGAUCAAAAUCUAAUCAUGAUUGCGGGAGAGAACCUUUGUCCGGAAGGAAUAAAAAAUGCGAAUUGUCAUGAUAGAAUCGAUGAACUGUUUCAGUCUAAGCUGCACUUGGUCGGUAUUGCAGCUGCGGUGGUGGCUGUCAUCAUGAUCAUUGAGAUGAUCUUCAGUAUGGUUCUUUGCUGUGGAAUUCGGAUCUACUCGGUGUACUAAGGAAUGUGCUCCCUCCAUUG
Messenger RNA from Nanorana parkeri, 826 nucleotides. It is a transcript of the gene CD81, whose product is annotated as CD81 molecule. Gene Ontology annotation, cellular component: membrane. The coding region runs from base 117 to 806 and encodes 229 amino acids. The transcript has 8 exons. NCBI's taxonomy places the organism in Eukaryota, Metazoa, Chordata, Amphibia, Anura, Dicroglossidae. The record is from RefSeq and is a predicted model, not a curated record.